Molecule: messenger RNA, 671 nt
Organism: Durio zibethinus
Lineage: Eukaryota; Viridiplantae; Streptophyta; Magnoliopsida; Malvales; Malvaceae
Source: RefSeq, a predicted model, not a curated record
GUGCAUAUUUCCCAGUCAAACAACAUAAUUUAAAUGGGAAACCGUUAACAGAUUAUGAAUAAAAAGGAAAAGAUAAUCUGCUUUUCCCUGUUAAGACAGAGAUGACUAAAUAUCUUCCCCACAUUGGGUCACACCGAAUAAUCACGCUCCCAACACCUUAUUAUCAUGAAACCAUGUUAGAGGAAUCAUGAAAGCUGAGGAAAAUAUGACCCCUAGACAAAACCUUUCAACUUUCCCUCCCAUAGCUUAAAAUAUUACAUGGCUUCACCCUUUUAAAUUGUCCCCUCCUCUCCACCACUUCAACUCUAUCUCUCUCCCUCUAAAUGGCCAACUUAGCAACUUUCUUUUUUCUUUGCUUAAGCUUGUCAAUUUCAUCGUAUCUCCAAGCUUUCCAUGCUAUGGCACAUGAGUGGCCUAGAGGGAGCUCAACCAGGUUCUAUGAUUUCAAGGUACAAACCCUGAGAGUUAAAAAACUGUGUAACGCCAAAGAGAUUGUCACCAUUAACAAAAUGUUCCCAGGACCUGUCGUUUACGCCCAAGAGGAUGAUAGAAUCAUUGUCAAGGUCACCAACGAGACCCCCUACAAUGCCACAAUUCACUGGUAUUGUCUAUCAUGAAGAUUACUAAUUAAUCGGAAAAGUCCAGAACUCUACCAAUUAUAUGUCAUCACC